This is a messenger RNA of Desarmillaria tabescens, 1840 nucleotides long. RefSeq lists its product as uncharacterized. NCBI's taxonomy places the organism in Eukaryota, Fungi, Basidiomycota, Agaricomycetes, Agaricales, Physalacriaceae. The coding region runs from base 132 to 1811 and encodes 559 amino acids. Gene Ontology annotation, molecular function: ATP binding; protein kinase activity. Gene Ontology annotation, biological process: protein phosphorylation. The record is from RefSeq and is a predicted model, not a curated record. The transcript has 6 exons.
GAAUUGGCAUCGAACAUCCAAUUUCGUAUAUACGGUUUGAACAUAAUACUUAUUCCUAUACUCCGUUCUACUUAGUAGUAUCCCGGCUGUCGGAUCCCCCUAUGUACAGCGGUCAUCCUUAAACUUCCAACAUGACCACCCUGUCGCUAUCCUGGCGAGAAUUUUUAAAUUUGCGGUUUCCUUCUCAUCCCAGGAUUAGGGAUCCCGCUUCGACUCAAACAGUACCAUAUUCUGCCAACAUACCACCGGAUCCGGAGGAAUUUCUGCGUCAGAGCAGCUUGGAUUCCAGUCUCCAAGACCGAGCACUUCGUCCGUUGAAGACAUUCUUAGAGCAAAUAGGCGUAAUCGAUGAUCCAGUACCCCCCACCGUUACUAUGAGCAUCUCGAUGUUGUUCGAGGAAGUUGCAAGUCAAAAACUCGAAAGCGAAUACGACGUCUUAUGGAUACUGCAAAACGUACGAGCGGUUGUCUCAAAAGUCAUCUCUGCCCUUGAAUGCCCCCUCUCUGUAGCUCAACUGCAUCCAGAGCCAGGCAAACUGAAUUUCCUAACCCAAAAUCUCGACCAUCCGGACGUCAUAAUCAAAGCAGUCGCUGCGGACCCAAAUCAUCCUCAGGUACUUUAUCGGUACGCGACGGAGCUCCAAGAGUCGCAGGUCUAUGAACCUAUAGGUCAGGAGGGCGGUAGGGCUAUAGCCGUCCAAAUAUGGCUUCGCGAGUACACCUUUACGCCACAGGCAGAUUUCGGCUUGUUUUUUAGCGGGAUAUCCGCUAUUUUGACAGAACGUGUGACAUACAAUAGUGGAGAGCACGCUUUACUGGUGUCCCCGCACUACCAUCUUUUUGAUGACGACAACCCUCCCGUGUACGACUUCUGUACGCCCCACGACGAAGGUGGACUUCCACUUUUGGCAGUUCUGACCAGUCUACUACUUCCUGGCAUCAUCCUGGACGCCAUUCCUCAGCUGCCAGCACUGGCAAACCCUCUCAAGAUGCGCUCCCCGGGAAGGUUGAGUCUCUCGUCCAAGCCGAAACAGGACAAACCGGCUCCUAUUGAAGAAGAUGUUGUGAUUAUCGACCCCCCACCAUCGGCACUGUUAUUCUAUGUGGAUCAUGUUGGCGCAUCUGCGGCUCCUCGCACACUUUUUCGUUAUGGGAGUUUAUCCUUGGGUAAUUCCGUUGGCCUACCGCCUCUGUCACUCUCUGGUAGUGCUAGCAGCUCUGUUGCGCCCAGCCCUGCGGUAUCUUCUCCUCCGUCCAUCUCGACUAAUCCAAUAUCUUGGUCCGUGACCAUCUCACAGGAAAUUCAUCGAGGCAACUAUGCUCGGGUCUGGCGUGGCACCCUUAGCGACGGCUCCUGCAUUUCUCCACUGGUGGUCAAGAUGUAUCCGCGGCGGCAUUUCGACGUGAUGAAGAAAGAGAUCAAGGCCUACCAAUACCUUCAUAGCCAUCAACUGUUCGAUAUCACUCCUGCCUACUAUGGCGCAUUUGCCAUGCCCGACCAAUUCUGGGCCGCCAUAAUCUUGGCUAAUGGUGGAGAGAAUGAAUGUUUCAAGGAUCGUUCUUGGGAGAGAGCAGGUUUUAGUCCACAUGAGCUGAAGGUCAUCUGGAAUCACUGCAAAGCCCUUCAUUCUAUUGGCAUGGCCCAUCAGGAUCUCCAGCCCAGGAAUAUCACGAGAGAUGCAAAGGGGGUUAUUCGCAUCAUUGACUUCGAGUAUGCAUUAUACAACCAUUCUUGUGAUCUCAUGUCUUGCUUGGAACUCAGCAGUUUGGGCUGUCAAUUUGACUCUUUUGCGGAAAGCUGGCGCGAGUGAUGUACAUUCUGUUUGUACACCCUAUCUAC